Molecule: messenger RNA, 987 nt
Organism: Cladophialophora yegresii CBS 114405
Lineage: Eukaryota; Fungi; Ascomycota; Eurotiomycetes; Chaetothyriales; Herpotrichiellaceae
Exons: 1
Coding region: 1-987 (328 amino acids)
Molecular function (GO): protein binding
Source: RefSeq, a predicted model, not a curated record
AUGCUUAGGGAGCCUGUGUUCCUCGAAAACUCUCCACACGAACCAGCACCCGAAAUGGACAUGAACCGAGUACUGAUGGCAGCUCAGUGCGCCACCACCGCUCACACCCGUGCUGAUGCCCAGUCCACGACAAUGUUCGAUCUCCCCACCGAACUGACCAGCCAGAUUACAGCCCAGGUGGACUACCACGACGCAACGUCCUUCCGCUUAACAUGCAGGUCCGCCCGUGACCUGAUUCCCUUCAAGAAGGACCUGGCCGUCAAGCGCGCAACCCUCAGGGCAUGCCUCCUCGCCGCCGAGAGGGCCGAAAGCCAACGGCGUGUGGAAGCCUGGCAGAACGCGCACAACUGGGCGGCGUUCUUCCCCCGGUCUGCUGGCCCGGGAGGCCCAAAUGAGGGCGUGACCAACCUGCACAAUAACCGGAUCACGCCCGUGGAGCAUCUCAACUGUUACGCCUGCCUGCGCACGCUCCCGCGCGGUAAGUUCCACGUUGGCCAGACAAAGGGCCUUCGGAGCCUCGGGCACAAGGAACACGCCAAGCGGUUCUGCGUCGAUUGUGGCUGGGGAAAGGGAAUCUGGACGCGAGGCAGCGCUGCUGGACGCGGAGCCCAAUGCGUGGUCGUUUGUCGGUUCUGCGGUGGCCUGAAUCGGGAGGCCGACCCCCUCUGCCGGAGGGAGCGCGUCUGUUCCAUGACGUGUUGGUCACAGGGGCUGUCUUUCCCGGGCGGGGAUGUCGCUGCUCUCGAGCAGAAGGCAGAAGUCGAGGACGAGCAGCAGCAGCCGCAGCAGGACUGGAAGGUGCCUGUGUCGUCGUCGCCAAGCGGGACCGGGACUCUCUCCCGACGUGCCAAGUGCAUGCGGUGCUGGGCCAAUGACCACACCGAGACGCUCACGUCGAGUGAGCGCUCAGGCCUUUGUAUGGCUUGCCAGGCUGGACUUGGGCUAGCGGAGAUAACGCCCGACGAAGUGGAAAGAGACGUGGUGUGA